UUCCCCGCUUUCAGUCUCCCACCCUCUGCCCAGAACCUGAAAUUCCCCUCUUUCCCAACCGAGCUCAUCGGCAUCGAGACGAAAGAAAUCAACAAUGGCGGCCUCCUCCAUCUCUUCCCCCGCCUCAUCCUUCUCUUCUCUCUCAUUCUCCUCUCAACUCUCCCACAAACCAAACGCCCUCAUUUUCCCAGUCACCAAGUCCCGCCCCUCUUACAUUCCGCCGCCGUCUCCUCGCCGUCCGAGCCCUUCAAGGACCUGGUGAAGACCAGACUCCCCGGCGGGUUCGUCGCGCAACCCAAUAUCGGCACCGGCCGCCAGAAGUGCUCCAUCGCCCGUGUCGUCCUCCAGGAAGGCACCGGCCAAGUCAUAAUCAACUACCACGACGCCAAUACGUUCUGCAUGACUAUCUCCUGGGAAUCGCUAUGGAUUCAGUACGUGAAAUUCCCGUUGGUGACAUUGGGCUACGAGGGCAGCUACGACGUGUUCGUGAAAGCUCACGGCGACGGGCUGUCCGGCCAGGCACAGGCGAUCUCGUUGGGAAAUGCUCGUGCGCUGCUGAAGGUCAGCGCCAACCACAAGUCGCCCCUGAAGUCGGAAGGGCUUCUGACGAGGGACUCGAGGACUGUCGAGAGGAAGAAGCCUGUUCUUAAGAAAGCUCGCAAGGCUCCUCAGUUUUCCAAGCGUUGA
This is a messenger RNA of Linum tenue, 687 nucleotides long. The record is from the annotation of a GenBank genome assembly. Lineage: Eukaryota; Viridiplantae; Streptophyta; Magnoliopsida; Malpighiales; Linaceae.